Molecule: messenger RNA, 1374 nt
Organism: Penicillium subrubescens
Lineage: Eukaryota; Fungi; Ascomycota; Eurotiomycetes; Eurotiales; Aspergillaceae
Exons: 1
Coding region: 1-1374 (457 amino acids)
Source: RefSeq, a predicted model, not a curated record
AUGGAGCGCAAUCUCUCCCAGAAAGCGCUUCGCAUGCGCCAGCGCUUCACAUUCAGUCGUGGUCGAGACCGCGCAUCCACUAUCCCUCCCGCUGGUGCCACCAGUACCCCCAACAGCCGCCCGCGAUCAGCCACAACGCCCAUCUCGUCCCACACCAUCACCACCACUACUAUCGACACAACGUCCCACAAAACCAGCAAAGACUGCACUCGCUUUUACCACUUUACAGAUGAACCGGGUUACUUUCGUCCUGCGUCACCUCUCCUUGACAGACAGUCUGUCUCGGAGGAACUAGAAGACGACGUCAAACAUGCCUGCGCACUGCUGGUUCAGAGCGUGGAUCGCGGUUUACCAAUAUGGCCUUUGGUUCAGGUAGACCAUCGCCCGAGCACAACAACCACAACCACGGCAAAAGUAUCCAGCCCAGAGGCCCCCUCGAGAUUCUAUUAUCAAGGCGCUAGUAUGUCCCCCUCCGCCGUGGAUAAUCAGAUCGAGAUCCACACGAACGAUAAAAUGCACGACUCCGGCGUAGCUUUCCAACAUAGCACCAGCGCUGCGUCUGCAACUACGGGACGCUUUUACGGUACCAGGCACUCGUCAUCGCGCCAUGGAGAAAACCACGACGAAGAUGCCCACCGCGGCCGCUCAUACUUCCGUUCUCGUGGUCAAAGUUUCGGCACGGAUGCGACGCCAUCACGUUCACGCUCGCGCUCUCGUUCUCUCAGCCCGGACAUGUUCCCCUACAGCCCGCCACAAGUCGACACACUCUGGCCACACGUCAAAGAUAUUUACUCCGAACCAUCAGACGCAUUAUUCCCAGAUACCGAGACAGAAAAAGAAAAAGACACAGAAUCUCACCUCGGCGUUGAGGGUAUGACCUGGCUCCGCGCAAGUCUAGAUAUUCCCCGUCUCAACAACACUGAAAAAACACCCGCCAGUAUCAAUAUCAACGUCACCGCGAUACCGGCCGCUGCACCGCGCCGCUUCUACAGUACCCGGCAGCAACCGCGCGCAAAGGAGCACGGUUAUAAUCCUGUCGCUGGGGCGGGAUGGGAUGGAUCGAAUAGUCGAACUAGUGUGGACGAUGCUGUUUCUCUGCGGAGUUUUUCGAGUGUGGAAGAUGAUGGGAUUUGUCAGGGGAGCUUUCAUCAGUUACGGAGAACUGUUUCGUCCCGUGGUUUUGAGAAGCACCUGCAGGGUAAAGAUCAAUGCCCAGGGCAAGGGCAAGAUCCUGUUUAUGCGAUUGUCUCCGAUGCUGGACACCGGAGACGCAGGAAGGCGUCGCAUUUAUUGAAGAAAUUGGCUGGAUUGAGGAAGAAGAAGGAUGGGGAUGCGUUUGAGAGUCGACGUGUUGCGGUUGCGGUUGUUGCUUGA